AUGAUGCCACAGUGGUACGAUUAUAAAUUGGCGUGGGAUCCGGAAAAAUGGAACAAUAUCCGCAAAUUGCAUAUACCAUCGGAUCAAAUAUGGAUACCGGAUAUUCUGCUUUACAAUAACGCGGAUGGUGAGCCCCAUAUUACUGUUACGAGCGAUGCGCUAGUAUAUUACACUGGAGCAGUUAUAUGGAAGCCACCAAGUAUUUAUAAAUCGUUUUGCCCGAUUGAUAUCGAGUAUUUUCCAUAUGACAAGCAAUCUUGUUCAAUGAAAUUUGGUGGAUGGUCAUACAACGGGUUCCUCCUGGAUGUACGACAGCUCCCAUCACGGCCAACGGAUGUCAUUGAAACCCGCGAAGAUGAGAAAGGCAAAGAAUAUCAAUUUUUGGAAGUUGGAAUGGAUCUCUCUUCAUAUUACCCAAGCCUCGAGUGGGAUUUAAUGAGCGUAACGAGCAUGCGGCAUGAGCAGUUGUAUCCGGGUUGUUGUGGGCAAGAGUUUUAUAUCGAUAUUUCCUUUGACAUUUCGUUACGACGCAAGACUUUAUUUUAUACAGUCAAUCUUGUCAUUCCGUGCAUGCUCAUAGCAAUAUUAACGACCUUCGUUUUCUAUAUACCGGCUUGUGAACAUAAAGUCACAUUUUCUAUAUCUAUUCUGGUUACGCUUACCGUCUUCUAUCUUGUUCUCAUUGAACUUAUUCCACCAACAUCGUUGGUAAUACCGCUUAUCGGUAAAUAUCUUCUCUUUACAAUGUUUCUGGUCUCAGCGUCUAUUCUUCUUUCUGUUCUUACGGUGAAUUAUUAUAGAAGAAGUGGUACAACUCAUCCAAUGCCUUAUUGGAUGCGCCAGGUUUUCUUACGAACUCUUCCUAAAUAUUUGUUUAUUAAGCCACCUGAUGAAGACCUUCCAUCCGAAGAUGGUAGUAGCUUUUCAGGUUCCCGAGCUCCGGAAUCCCGCCGUGCAAGCCCAUAUUUUUUAUCCAUUGCACAAACAGUUGACGGAGAAAUACGGCUUUCUCAGCUUGCUCAACUUCGCGGAAUGCAUCCGGAUUUGAUCCGACGAAUGAUUGAUAAUGUUUCAUUUAUAUCAGAUCAUUUUCGAGCAAUGAAAAAAGAGGAUCGAAUUUCCGAAGAUUGGUCCUAUAUUGCAAUGGUCCUCGAUCGCAUGAUGUUAAUUCUCUUCAGUGCUGUGAAUUUCUUUGGUACCCUCUUAAUUCUUCUGCAGUCACCAGCAUUAUACGACAAUCGUCUGCCAAUGACCAUUUUACCAGCUAGCAAACCAUUAAGUGGCGAUACUUUUGAAUCUCUUGUGAACAGUUCAUUAAACUUUUAA
Messenger RNA from Dracunculus medinensis (Guinea worm), 1326 nucleotides. NCBI's taxonomy places the organism in Eukaryota, Metazoa, Nematoda, Chromadorea, Rhabditida, Dracunculidae. The record is from the annotation of a GenBank genome assembly.